Molecule: messenger RNA, 1197 nt
Organism: Aphis gossypii (cotton aphid)
Lineage: Eukaryota; Metazoa; Arthropoda; Insecta; Hemiptera; Aphididae
Product: dnaJ homolog subfamily B member 1-like
Exons: 7
Coding region: 32-946 (304 amino acids)
Cellular component (GO): cytosol
Molecular function (GO): protein-folding chaperone binding
Source: RefSeq, a predicted model, not a curated record
UACUUAGUUAAUAUCUACCUUAUUUUAAAAUAUGGGUAUCAAUUACUAUUCGAUAUUAAAUUUAAAAAGACAUUGUACCAAAGAUGACGUACAUAUAGCAUUUGGAAAACUAGUAAAAACUCAAGUUGAAAAUUGUUGUUUGGUUAUGUUGUGUGAAGCAUAUGAGGUAUUAUCUGACCCAUUUCGCAGAGCUAUAUAUGAUGAAUAUGGCGAAGAGGGAAUUAAAAAAGGUGUAAAAACUAAUGACUUGUAUAUUGGUCCAUGGACUUAUCAUCGUAAUGUGAUAAGCACAUAUUCAGAGUAUUGUGCACUUAAUAAUCCAAUAACUAAUUUGUUCAUGAAAUCAAAUGGUAUGGUAGUUAUGGAUUUUAAAAAAAAUAAAGGUAGACCUGAUAUAGUGAAAUUACCCCUUCAAUUAACACUGAAUGAAAUUUUUAAUGGAACAAUAAAAUUAGUUAAGCUUAAAAAAAAAUCUAAUCUUAUUUGUGAUUCAAUGGAAAAUGAAAAACAAGUUUUGAAAAUAAAAAUACCACGCGGAUUUCCUACAGGAGGAACAUUAAAAUCUGAAAUAUUAAAACCGGAUAUAGGACAUGAUAAUAUUAAAACUGUAUACAUAUUUACAACAGAAGAUUUACCCCAUAAAAUUUUCAAACGAGAUAACAUGGACUUGAUUGUGGUUCAAAAAGUUUUGUUGAAACAAGUAUUACUUGGUAUAAGAAUUGUUAUAAAUACAUUAGACCAUAAAGUAUUAAGAAUAAACAUCACGGAGGCCAUAACACCUGAUUAUGUUAAAAUAAUCCACAACGAAGGCAUGCCUGAUAUGAAUUUUCCAUCAAAACGUGGUGAUAUAAUCAUCCGGUUUGACAUAAUUUUUCCACUGUAUAUGUCAAUUUCAGAUGAGAAUUUUUGUGAAUUAUUUGAAGACAAAAAAAAUAUACCUAUAUAGUUAAUUGUUUUGUAUUAGGUAAUAUAAUCAGUGUGAUUGUAGUAUAUUAAUACAAUUCUAUAGAAAAAUUUAUCGCAAAAUAAUGGAAAAGAUCAAUGGAGAUGAAUGAAACUCUGAUUAAUAUAUAAUAUAUUAUUAUAUAUGAUUAAGAAGUAUGGUUUGCGGACCACGGAUUGCGAACCUCUGGUCUAAGGAAUAGAGUAAAUUGUUAAACUUACGUAGCCGUCAGUAGAUGGAAAAUGAGUUUACCG